AAAUAGGCUUGUUUACUUUUAGAUUAAAACAAAUUAUUGAUUACUGCUGCUUCGGUACGUAACAUGAGAACAUGUACUAUUUCAUAAUUGCAUUAGGGUUUUUGCUAAUAUUUAUAAUUACCUUAUUAUGGCGACAGACAGAUUCAAGAUACAUUGAACUAAUUAACAAAAUACCUGGACCACCAACUUUGCCUGUUGUAGGCAAUACUUAUGAAAUGUUUGGGCCGCCUGAAUAUGUUUGGCGGAUGUUUCAAGAGAACAACAAAAGGUACUAUCCAAUAUACCGUUUAUGGAAUGCUCAUAUAGCUUCAGUUGAAUUAUUAUGUCCAGAAGACAUCGAGGUUUUGUUGACAAACAACGAAAACUUGGAGAAAAGUAGAAUUUACGAAUUCUUACAAGUUUGGUUGGGUACUGGUUUAUUAACCAGUAAAGAUACAAAAUGGCAUUAUAGACGAAAAUUGAUAACUCCCGCAUUUCAUUUUGGAAUACUGAAGAAUUUUUCAAAAACAAUGAUCGAAAGAAGUGAAUUGCUCAUUCAAAACCUUGAAUUAGAAUGUAAUAAAGCAAAGACUCUUAUUGAGCCGAUCAUUGGAGAAUUCACUUUACGAACAAUAUGCGAAACAGCAAUGGGCACGAAAUUAGAGGAAAAUGACGCUCGAUCCAAAGAAUACAUGACAUCAAUUUAUAACAUGGGGCAAGUGAUCUUGGAGCGUAUAAAGCGCCCUUGGUUGUUCGUAGAGUGUUUCUACUACUUCACACAGCUUAGGAAGCAGGAGAACGCACUAAUAAAAAUUUUGCAUAAAUUUACCACGGAUGUUAUAGAAAAUCGAAAAGUUCAAUUUAAGAAUGUAGACAUUCUGUCGGCAAGUAUAAGAGAAAAAGGUGAUGAGCCAAAGAGGCGGUUGGCUUUACUAGAUUUACUUUUGCAUUUUCGAAAUCAAGGUGCUAGCAUUCAGGACGAAGGAAUUCGAGAAGAAGUCGACACGUUUACUUUUGAAGGACACGAUACGACUUCAUCCGGUAUACAGUUUGCGCUACUUUUACUAGCCAACAAUCCUCAUAUACAGAAAAGGGUGGCCGAAGAGAUACGUAACGUGAUGGGUGACUCCGAUCGUCAAUUUACGUAUGCAGAUGUCCAAAAUAUGCAUUAUUUGGAGAUGACAAUAAAGGAAUCUUUGCGCUUGUUUCCCAGUGUUCCAAUCAUCGCCAGAAAACUGACAACUGAUCUGAGGACGGCCUCUAAUUAUUUGAUUCCAAAAGGCACAGUUGUGCAUGUUCAUAUUUUUACCUUACACCGAAACCCAGUUGUUUUUCCUAAUCCAGAAAAAUUUGACCCCGAAAGAUUUUCGCCCGAAAAUUCACGUGGCCGCCACCCUUUUGCGUAUAUACCGUUUAGUGCGGGACCAAGAAAUUGUAUAGGUCAAAGGUUCGCCAUGUUGGAGUUAAAAAUUGCGAUUGCCUCAAUUAUUCGGAAUUUUCGGUUAAUCGCUGUAGAUAAACUAUCAGAUAUUCAACCAACAAUGCACUUGGUUUUAAAAAAUUCUACGAAACUGUCCAUACAAUUUCGAAAAAGAACUUAUACUAAUUCACCGUAGCUGUACCUAAUGUUAGAUACUCACAAUAGAAACAUGUUCCGCAAUAAAAGGUAGGUCAAAGAAGUAGGUAUACAUAGAAUGAUGAGGUCGAUAUAUAAGUUAUAAUAAAUAAUAAUAAGGUACCUUGUAUACUUACAUGUAUAGGUACCGUGUUCUGAAAAGGAUGAGCGCGGUAACAAAUGAUUAAUACAGCAAAACAAAGGAAAUAAUAAAUCUUUUAAUUAUUCUA
Photinus pyralis (common eastern firefly) is the source of this 1824-nucleotide messenger RNA. Its product is annotated as cytochrome P450 4C1-like. The record is from RefSeq and is a predicted model, not a curated record. The transcript has 9 exons. Gene Ontology annotation, molecular function: monooxygenase activity; iron ion binding; oxidoreductase activity, acting on paired donors, with incorporation or reduction of molecular oxygen. Lineage: Eukaryota; Metazoa; Arthropoda; Insecta; Coleoptera; Lampyridae. Bases 72 to 1595 code for a protein of 507 amino acids.